CAAAACCAAAUAAACUUGGAAAACAAAAAAAAAAAAAAAAAAAAAAUGCCUUACUUCGUCGUCAACCCCGUCAUGUUCUUCCUCCUUGUUGUUCUUCCCCAGAACCAAUGCCUAUUAUGCUAACACCAUUACCAUACAAAGUCUCAGGUGGAGGUGGAGGAGCUUUUGCUGGUUUUGCUUUUUUCGGUUCUUCUUCUAAUGGUUGUUGUCCAAGCUUCAAAGCUCGACCUCCCCAACCCUUCUCUCUCUUCUCCUCACAUAACAUCUCUCCUCUUUGAACCCCACUCUCUCUCUCUAGCCCUCAUGCAUUCUGACUCCUCUUUCUCUCUCUACCCCUCCAUAUCUCCUUUUUCCCUCUCUUCUCUCCCUCCCCCUCAAACCAUCGUCUCCCCUCCAUCUUCGUCUGCCACCUUCCUACUGCUCCAAAAUCCAAACCCUAAUAACCCUGACACUAAUUCUCGUGUAUUGUUUGUUGUGUCGGGUCCUUAUGGCGGUGGGUCGAAGGUACUGCUUCGGUUUUAUAUAUUGCAGAGGCAAAAGCUUUUCACCAAGGCUCAAGUUGUCUGCAACCAGAGAGACCUCCAAUUCGAUGGGAGAUUGGGAGUUUUGAUCGAUUGUAAUCAUGGGGUUUCGAUCAGGCUUUCUGGGUCGGUCAAUUUCUUCGCUAUGUAUUCGGUUUCGAGCUCAAAGGUUUGGGUUUUCGCGGUGAAAUCGGUGGUGGGUAGCAUCGAUGACGAUGAUGGUGGUGGUGGUGGUGGUGGUGAUGGGGUCGUUGUGAAAUUGAUGAGGUGUGCUGUGAUCGAGUGCUGCAAUCCACUCUGGUCGAUUAGUGUUUCGUUUGGGUUCUUGAUCUUAGGUGAACUAAACGGGGUUAGGGUUUUCAAUUUGAGGCCUAUCGUGAAAGGUCAGGUUAGGAAAGUCAAACCUUGGCAUUCAAAUUCGAAGCCGGAAGGUCGAAAAUCUUGUCUGCCUAACGGGGUUAUUGGUGGUGAUGAUGUGUAUGGUGAUUUAAGGGGUAACAUGAAUUCUGGAGGUAGUGGUGGAUGUGGGAAAAGUGAUGCUGUUUUAGGGAUUUCAGAGAUAGCUUGCAACGGUUACUUGGAGGGGAAGAAAAGUCCACAGUAUGUUUCUGUGAAACAGAGGGCUAUUAAAUUGAGAGCUGACUCCUGUGAACAGGGAGCAUGCUUUGUGGCACUCAAGAGGCAGGAUGCUGAACCAUCAAAAUCAAAGGUGGUGAUGUCUGUGAAGGCAAUUUCUAUUCAGGCAUUAUCCGCAAAAAAGUUUAUAAUCUUGGACUCAGCUGGAAACUUACAUCUCUUGCGCUUGUCUUACCCUGUCGUUGGAUCAGAUAUCACUUGUGACAUGCGACAGUUGCCUCAAGUUUUGAAAGUGCAAAAUCUGGCUAUUAUUCCUGAUACUUCUUUAAGAACGCAAACUGUUUGGGUAUCAGAUGGAUACCACUCUGUGCACAUGAUGGUGGCAUCUGACAUGGAGAAUUUGGCUGAUGAAAAUGAUAGAAGUGAAAAUAAGGAAAAACUUAUGCAAAUCUCAGCUGUUCAGGCAUUUUUUGCCAGUGAAAAGAUUCAAGAUGUUAUUCCUUUAGCUGCAAAUGCUAUUUUCCUUCUUGGACAAGGUAGUUUAUAUGCAUAUGCAGUUUCCUAAAGUUGCUCGGCUUUCAUCUGUUUUCCAUUGAGCAGGAAUUCUAAUAUGGGAACAUAUUAGAUGAUUUCUUGCAGUUUGACAGAGGUUCCUUGAUUACUGUUCUGUUGAAAUCUCUCCUUAAUAUGUCCACUGUUUAAUUUAUGCCAUCAUGUUGCUGAAGUUGUCAUGAGCUCCAGUUUCAUUAUAGAAUUAGUGCAAAAGAUCAUGUGAACAGUGAGCUCAUUAAGGUGGUACAGUUGGGGACCAGUUGGAUGCUUGUCACGGAGUUCUGCAUUCAGAAGAGAGGAGAGUCUUAAACAGCUCAACUACUCAAUCUGACUCUUGUAUACUGCAUCCUUACUUUGCCAUGAAUAUGUGAACUCCAUCUCUGUUGAUUCAUUGGAUUCGGACACCCUUAUUCCGGAGCAUGUUUUAAGUCUUAGGUUGUCAACUGGAGGACUAGAACCAGCCAUCCAACCGAGAUUCAAAACAAGUUGGAAACAACUUCAAAUUGGCUUUUCUAUUGCAGUACCCUGUUUGAUCGGCGGGUGAAACUACAAAUUUCUGAGACAGCCAGUUUUUGGAGCAUGUAAAAUUUGUAACAUAAAUCCAAGUACGCAUGUAGGUGGGGUGGUCCCCUUGUGCAACAUGUAGUUCAACUUAUGCUUGUGAUGUUUGGUAGACUUGAUGGAACAAGAAAACCGUAAUUGUCAGAUUCAUGCCUAAAUAACGUUUCAAUUGGAUGUUAUUACAUUUCCUUA
Messenger RNA from Ziziphus jujuba (common jujube), 2402 nucleotides. RefSeq lists its product as uncharacterized. Bases 199 to 1662 code for a protein of 487 amino acids. NCBI's taxonomy places the organism in Eukaryota, Viridiplantae, Streptophyta, Magnoliopsida, Rosales, Rhamnaceae. The record is from RefSeq and is a predicted model, not a curated record. The transcript is spliced from 8 exons.